AUGCCUAGAAAGGGCCGUUUCAACCUCAAGACAUAUCAAGGCCCAUCAUCGCCCGUCUCUGCCGGCUCCAGUCAUCAUGGUGCCGGCGGUGACUCACCCGCAGCGUCUGUUAAUGAGCGACUGAGUGAACUGCGCAUGACUGAGACGCCUGAGGGCCUACAAAAGAAGCGUGAUCUCGCUGAAGCUGUCAACUUCAAGUCAGUGCCUCCGGAGCUGAGAGGACUACUUGGAAUUUCAGAAUCUGCGCCCCCGAGGCCGAAGAUCGGGUUCAGGUUAAGGGAAAGGAUGAGAACGCCUGGUCCGCCCCCACCGCAAAGUUGGCUCGGGUAUCGUCCUCCUGGUAUCAUUAAUCGUCGUGCCUCGAAGGCUGGAGGUGGUAGAGCAGAGGCCAAAUAUGUCAGGCUAGAUCGACCAAAAGCAAUCCUUAGGUUCCAACGGAUGGUUGAUGGGCAACAGAUCAACGAGAAGACUGAGCCUAGAGGCCUUGUGCAUCUGACCAUGAAGCGUCUGGCUGAGCAAUGGGAUCUGUUCGACGAAGAAGAUUAUCCGGCAUUAGUCGAAAUACCGUUGAGACUGCGAUUGCGAUUACUAUCGUACAUUGGAUCUUACGGGCCUCUCAUUGAUGCAGCGACGUUGCAAGCAUUAACGCAAGGCAGUAAAGAACUCACAUAUCUGGAUCUGGCAAGUAUAGCUGGACAUGGAACUCUGACGAUGAAGAGGCUGGCGAGGAUGUUCGAGUCAUCAAGUCCAACGACUGUAGAUGGCAUAUCUGGGAACCUUGCUGAAGCAUGGGACGAUGAGUCGUUGGAUUUGUCCGGUCUGCACCUCACAGUUUCAGCCUUUACCAAUCUGACGCAUCUAAGUCUGUCUAAUCCCCCUUCUACAGCUUCGUGGCGUGAUCUUCUGGCCUUAUCGAAGCAUGUUUCACAACUCACACACGUAUCACUUGCCUACUGGCCGCGGCCAAGCUUGACCCCGAAUCUUGCUACGGCUACGAUAGCGAGCCCGCACAAUCGCGAUAUCGCCGCUGGUGGGUCAAGCAUCUACUCAGAGCUUGACCAGGACUACGCAGAACCUGCAGCGUUGCUGCGCAGAUUAAGUCACAAUCUAUUAUGUCUGCAAUGGCUUGAUCUAGAAGGAUGUGCUGAAUGGUCGCCUGCAUUGGGCACGCUGGCUACUGUCGAGCGACCUGCUUCUUCGCGAAGCUGGAGAACAAGGACCGAAAGACCGAUUACCGAUGAUGGCGGGUCACUCACAACCUUCGUCACAUCAUGGAAGAACCUCUCCUACGUCAACUUAGCACAAGGCUGGAUGCCAACACUGGACGGAGUGGGAUCGCUAGGUGCUACCGCGAACGAGGAAAUCAAGAGAGCAUUGUUCCUGAGACCUGCAAUGCUGUCGACUGAUCAAUGGAGCGAUCCUCAUCAGGUUGAGAAGCGCAAGGCGAGGAUAUGGAUGGAUCGGGAGCAUCGUACAUUGACUGCUGCCAAGGAAGUCAACGCCGCCAGAAGAUCUUUGCAGAUCGCUGGAGCUAAGCCGAUGAUGUUUGAUUUCGGUUACUUGAAGAAAGCUGUCUGA
Recurvomyces mirabilis is the source of this 1578-nucleotide messenger RNA. RefSeq lists its product as uncharacterized. Lineage: Eukaryota; Fungi; Ascomycota; Dothideomycetes; Mycosphaerellales; Teratosphaeriaceae. The transcript has a single exon. Bases 1 to 1578 code for a protein of 525 amino acids. The record is from RefSeq and is a predicted model, not a curated record.